Messenger RNA from Vespa mandarinia (Asian giant hornet), 1476 nucleotides. RefSeq lists its product as uncharacterized. The record is from RefSeq and is a predicted model, not a curated record. NCBI's taxonomy places the organism in Eukaryota, Metazoa, Arthropoda, Insecta, Hymenoptera, Vespidae.
UUAUCUCAAAAUAUUACAGAGUGAUAUAGAAUAAAGGUUUUACUCAUCCGGAUAAUCAGAAAAUAUUUCAUAUCCAACUAAAUUUUGUUUAUUGUCAUGAUUUAAAAUUUUCUUUAAAUAUGAUCGAUUAUUUUGUGCUAAUAAAGUGAAAAAUUUCAGAAGAAUGGCAAAAAAUCAUGGUAAGAAGACUCUAUACGUCGUUAUAUGCAACUACGCAUGAGUAUGAUUUAAGAACGUCAAAACGCAAAGAUCAAAUAUUUGAGCUUCAAUCUUUCGACGACCUUUCCCGCCGUGGAGAAAAACCAGUAGGGACGAAGAUUUACGCAUACGUAUAGCUUAUUUCAACAAGAAAUACACAAGAUAUAUGUACGCAAGUACUCACAUAUAUACGUGCUUUACCGAUUCGAUGAUACAGCCGACGAAAUGAUUAUACGUGAUUUUCUCAUCCUCGAAAGGACAUAUUGAACGAAUCGAAAUAAAACAUGUAAUUUUUCGAUAUGCCAAAAACUAAUGAAUAAUGUAUGACUUUGGAUAUUAUCUAUCGUGGAAGUAGAAAGUCAUAAUUGAAAACUGAUUUACAAUAAUGAAGACCUCGCAAGCAGAAACUCUUCUCGCGAUAUUGUAUAAUGCAUCGAUGAUUUUUUCUAUUGUGUCUUUGACAUCUCUCGCGAUCAUUUGGCAGCAUUGGGAAAUGACCUUAAAUGUUUGCAUUAGCGUUAACUGUGGUUGUAUAUUAUAUGGUAUUAAUACAUUUAGCACGUUUAUGGGUGGCGAUAUAAAGUUAUGCCACUUUGGUGUCUACGGACUCGUUCCUACAGUUAUAAUCGGCUUGUGCUUCGGUGUAUAUCAUAUCUACAGAUGCUGUAUUAAUCGUGGUCUCGAUGAGCCCAGGACAAUGAAUUGCAACAAUAACAGAACCACUAUUAAUGGGCAAGUCGUCGUAAUUGGCCCUAAAAGAAGGACUCCAUUUAAACAAUGGAUGUCGUCAGCAUUUUGCGCUGCUUUGAUUGGUUGUCUAUCGCUUGCACACGCGGUUGUUAUGACGGACGGUUUUUAUAAAACUUGUGAACAAUAUAAAAGAGGUUUGAUACAACUUUUGGGUUCCAGAGGACGUGAAGCUCAUGUAAUUCGACAUAGACUCGCAUGCGGUGCAAUUUUUGACUAUAUGGAUUAUCUUCAACCGGAUGCUAAUAAUUUUAGACGGGGAGAGGAACUAAAUACAGGUUUUGCAUUACAACUCGCAAUCAUUUGUACAUGGCUUAAUUUCUUUACAUGGGUUAUUAUAUGCCUUCUCUGUUUUACCAUGGCUAAAAAGAAACUCAAUACUUUAGGAGAAUACUUUUGUUGUUGCUAAAUCAAUUUUCUUAUUGAAGUAACAUCUUUUAAUAUCAAUUUACAACAUCAAUUUGAUCUACGAUAAAUAAAUAAUUCGUUUUGUUAGUCCUUUCUUAUUAAAAUUCAUUAUCAUUCCAUCAU